Zerene cesonia (dogface butterfly) is the source of this 3101-nucleotide messenger RNA. RefSeq names its product poly [ADP-ribose] polymerase-like. The transcript is spliced from 11 exons. Bases 180 to 2528 code for a protein of 782 amino acids. The record is from RefSeq and is a predicted model, not a curated record. NCBI's taxonomy places the organism in Eukaryota, Metazoa, Arthropoda, Insecta, Lepidoptera, Pieridae. Gene Ontology annotation, molecular function: DNA binding; zinc ion binding.
AAAAUUCAAGUUGUCAAGAAAUGUUUUGGCAAAAUUGGCGCUAAUAAAGUACCUAGUUAGAAUAAAAAUAAUACAUCAUUUUACAGUAAAUAUUCUAAAAAUAUUCGGUUAAAAUUUUCUACAACAGAUAUUCACGUUUAAAACGAAUUGUAUAUGAAUAUUUAUUAUUUUAAAAACUAAUGUUUCAAUAUCAAAUUGACUAUGCCAAGAGUUGUAAAUCAAGAUGCAAAACGUGCAAACAAAAAAUUUUUAGAAAUGAAUUAAGGAUUGCCUAUGUAGUUAAGUCAAAAGGCUUUUUGCAGUCACUUUGGAAUCAUGAAAGAUGUUUUUUCAAAAAAGGCAAACGCUUUGCACACUUUACCGAAUUUGAGAACUUUAAUACCCUUGAGCAUAAAGAUCAGAUAAGAAUUAAAGCGCAGUUAGUUGAUCCUACUGAGCAAAAUAAUUGUGAAAAUGAUGAACCAAAAAAUGUUCUUGAUGACAGAGAAAGAGCUAUUCUAUCAGAUUAUUGUGUAGAAAAAAGUAAAACGUCCAAUGCUACCUGUAGGGUAUGUAGCUUAAGAAUAGUUAAGGAUGAUCUAAGGGUUUCUAAAGUAGAAUAUUCAGUGAGAUAUGGUGAAACAGCUCAAUUUUAUCACUUGUCAUGCUUUUCAAAUAUAAGAAGCGAGUUUCAGUUUUCUGUGGGAGGAGAAUAUAUGCCAGGAUUUGAAUUGCUGUCUUCAGAAGAUAAGGAGAAUGUCAAAAAUAAUAUAAGACCACAUGCACAAAAACCAACCAUGAAGCAUAAAAUAGUGCCCGAGCGGAACACUGUGCGGCGCAACAACGACGAAGAGAUAAGACUGCAAAAUGAUACCUUCCACAAACAUAAGCGAGCUUUACGAGCUCUGUCUAAAGGCGAAUUGGAAAUAUUAUGUAAAAGGAACGAAAUGAAAUUGCUGAAAGGAACUGAAGAACCAUUAGACUUGUUAGCGGAUUGUAUGACGUUCGGCGUAUUGCAAAAGUGUCCGGAAUGCCAGGGACAGUUACAGCUCAAAUCUUUGAAUUACGAAUGUACAGGACAUCGCGACGAAUGGAGCUCUUGUAACUAUCAAACUAAAAAGCCUCGAAGGAAAUUGAUGGAAAUCCCGCCGGAAUUGCAGAAAUACCAAGCUUUUAAGGAUUACGUGCCAACCUUAGGAGAAAGAAUAUUCAAUGAUGAGCGACUUAUAGAAAUCCAUCCACCGCGGCCUAAGAAGCCCCGCGCGGCGAACGUGCACGCGCCGCUGAAGAACGUGCAGUUCUUCAUAUACGGGCUGAAGGCGGAGCGGAAGGAGGCGGUGAAGCGGCGCGUGCUGCGGCUGGGCGGGCGCGCCGUGCCGCAGCUCGUGCCCACCGUGGCCGCCGUGCUGUCCGCGCCCGACGCGCUCGCCAAGCCCUCCACCGUCCUCGAGAAGAUCGAGAUCGGCGGCAUUCAUGUAAUCGAUGAGAAGUAUCUGGAUGAAAUUGAAUCUACUCCUGGUAUAGAACUAAUUGGUGCACUUUCUCUCAUUGAGAAACACAAUUUCGCUGACUGGGCUUUUGAUGUUCUAUCUCGGGUACCUCAAGACGUAGUUGAAGGCAGACCAGUAAAGGUGUCGGGGAAUUUGAGUUCGCCUAAAUCGACGAAACCUGAAAUUUCCACCAACAAAGUUAAAGGUGACACAGCUAAUGGCAAAAGAAAAUCCUUUAAGGAUGCUUUUGACAAGUACCUCGAUGAAAGCACUAAAAAUGAUACUGGUCAAGCGGCUAAAACUGUCGAAGCCCUACCCUGGGGACAGGAUGCGUCCUUCUUACAGCCUUAUCUAGCAUUCGUUUCGCCCGAUUCAAACGUCCAGAGUUUCAAUGAGAGCGAGGAUUCCAUAUACGAAGAGCCUGGAUUGCAGUCUCAAUAUCCUCAAGCCUCGGCUCAGCUCACUUGCGAGCUGGAAGUGCCCGGCACGUUGACUCAAUAUCCCCAAACGACAACUCAGCACACGCACUUAAGACUUAAUGAGCCCAUUAUCUCAUCCCCACAUACCGACCAAAAUAAUCGUAAAAGAACAUUCGAUCUGAAUGAAUCGCAAGUGGACCGAUUUAUCAGCUUAUUAAAUAAUAGAAAAGAUGAUAUGGAACACGAUGAGACUGAUCUUAUAUUUUUGGGAUACGCUAGAACAUUAAAACAAAUGUCGAAACGGCGACAGGCCACUGUCAAGUUUCGCAUAGCAAAGAUAAUAAUGGAAGCGGAACUCGAGGACGCCGAGGAAUCCAAUGCUCCUGUAAUGAUGCCGACACAGAAUAAUAGAAAUAAUACGUCCGAAAAUUAUAUUGUCAAUUCAGCGCCGCAAUAUAACCACGGAACAACAGUCCAGAAUCAUUUGUCUUUGGAAGACACUAGUUUGCCUCGAUACACGUUUGCUAACACGCUCAAUGAUAACGCUGCAGACUUUUCGAAUAAUGAAAGCGUAUCCUCUGUCAAUUUCGUUGUGGAAUGUCUCGAGAGUUUGAAUUCUGAAUCUAAUUACUUUGAAUGACAAUUAGUUGAUUAAGAAUAUUAGGUAAAACCUGAACUGUGCGCUCGAGCUACUUUCAAAAUGUGUACCCUUUCGUGCUACAUUUUUCCUGUGCUGUUCUUCCUAGUAGUUAUGAAAAGUUUGUGAUUUUAUCACAAUGCAAAUAGUGUGAUCUAAAUCAAUGAAAUAAUUUCUUUAAGAAAUCAAUCUUCCUAUGCAUUACAUGCGUAUACCUGUCUGUAUUCAAUCGAUGUAAGUUAAUAAUAUUAAACGGGUAGUCAUAAGGGUAGACAUCCAUAAAUUCCUGUAAAUAAAAAAAAGAGUUCAUGAAAUUAUUAAAAAUAAUUGGAUCCCAUUAAUAAUAAUAAUAGAUUCAAGCUCAUAAGGUACAUGUCACUGAAAUUAUGGAUAAUAUGCAGUGUUAGAUUAGAAUCCGUUCACGUUUAUGAUCAAUAAACUAGCCAUAUGUAUAAUUAUUAAAUCUAAAAACAUUCACAAACAACAUUAUGUGUUAAGUAAGAUAGAAUAUAAGGAUAUAUACCUAUGGUAAAAACAAAUGAAUAUAAAAGACUACUUAAAGUAUAUGUAUGUGAU